AUGGCCCGCCUCUCACCACCAACUCACAGUUCGACUGAUUUCUGGCGGCGCCAGAUCAACUUCAGCUUCGGUUGGCGAGAAUACCAACUACAUCCCACCCAAGGAGGUUGCUCCAGAGCCACCGUGAUUCUCGCUCGCCAGGCGCCGUCGUCCAAGCUGGAUCAGACAUGCAUCGUCCCCCCGCAUCCAAGAUCGUGUUGCUACGCCUUCCCAGAGCUCCCGUGGGAGUUAAGCUACACCACCACGCUCGUCUCGUAUCCAAGCCCGUGCAGCUACACCGUCACGCGUUGA
Phytophthora nicotianae INRA-310 is the source of this 291-nucleotide messenger RNA. RefSeq lists its product as hypothetical. The transcript is spliced from 2 exons. The coding region runs from base 1 to 291 and encodes 96 amino acids. Lineage: Eukaryota; Oomycota; Peronosporomycetes; Peronosporales; Peronosporaceae. The record is from RefSeq and is a predicted model, not a curated record.